GCUGCUGCAUAUAGUCGGUGGUGUUUCGCGCUCUGAAACGUUAAGAAGGUGUUUCAUGUGAAUGCGUGUGAAUUGUGCGUUUUUUUGUUUGUGACUAGAAAGAAGUUUAACUUUCAGCAUUCGAAAUAGGCACUUAAUUAAAUACUCAAAAACUCAAGUGUGUUCAAUAGGUGUUGUGAUACCGCAGCUGAUUAAAAAUUCGACGUCAAUAAAUAUAAAUUAUAAAACUUUACAUAUGUACAUAUGUAUGCGCAUAGUAAAAAUGUACAUAUGUUUGUGUGUGUGCAACUUGUGAACGUCACUUAGCGAAAUUCUGCCGUCAAGCGAAGUGUUUGUUGUAUGUAAAAUUAUAAAUAAUUUUCAAACAGAAGCAAUAAAGCAUUUAAUAAAGAAAUAUGAUGAAAGACAUCAUCAAUAUGCAUUAAAUUGUCCCGUUUAAUAAAGAGCAAUAAGUGAUUUAUGUAUGUCAGUGGGAAAUAUAGAAAAUUUCAAAGUGGAAAAUAAAUGAAAAAAUUGUGCAAAAUAAAAAAUAAUAAAGAAAUUAAAAAAAAAUUAAAAUAUUAUUUAAAUAUUAUAAUAAAGUGUGAAUUUUUUGAAAAUCGCCAAGAGCCACUAGAGAGGUGCGCCAAAACUGAUAUUACAGCAGUAGCUGCAUUUUCAUAAACUCAACUUUAACAGCAGCCGAAGCAGUCAUCAAUCUUUGGGUACAUAAUAUCUGGCAGUUUGGAUUAAGUUAUUGUAGAUCAAAAGAUCAGACGUAUAAUGUUUGCGCAGUAGCUGCAGCAGAUAAAUAUUAUUGUUUGGAAUUGUAUUGCAAGUGGGCUCUGUGCGGAGAAUUAAAAAAAAACGCGAUAAUUCAUUGUGUAUUUUGCAGACAUACGUGAGGACAGCAGAUGUUCUAGAAAUUGUGAGUAUUUUUUCUAGUGGCGUCAUGAGCCGCCAGCAUAUACAUAUUCGAGUGCUAUUACCUACACCACCCAGCGAGUUUUCCAUAAAACUGUCAGCAUGACGUAGCACUAAGUGCCCCAAACAAUUAUUGUGAAACAACACCAAUUUGGAUCGACUCCAAAUAUCGGCAAUACGACAUUGCACGAAUGAAACUGUGAUAGUGAGAGUGAUAAAAAAUAGACUUGAGACUGCAAUUGCAACUACAACAGCAACAAAAUGCAGUCAAAGCAAAUGCAACAAAUUGCACUUAUUGCCUGCAUAUUCCUGAUUUUUAUGCUCAAUUUGUUGCUGACGGCAGCAGCGGCCAAAGAAACUCUACCAACCUUAUAUGCAAAUAAGGAUUUGCAAGAAGAAAAUAUACUACAAGAACAUCAGAGGCAACAAACUAAGAAGCAACAACAGCAUCAUCAGCAGCAGCGACGGCGGCAGCAUCAUCGUCGACAUGCGCUGCACGAACGCGAAAAGCGUGAAGAGGAAUUGGGCGAAGUGUACGAAACGCAGCACAGAGCGAACCAAAAGCAUACACACCAACAACACCAACACCAGCACCAACAACAACACACGCGCCAACAUCAUCGUCAACAUCGCGGACACACACAAAACCCAGUCGUUGGGGGCUAUGCCGCCAGCUACCUGAGUGGUAGCAGCAGUCAUCCUUCAUCAUCAUCGUCGUCGUCGUCGCCCUCAGCACCAUCAUCAUCAUCAUCUUCUUCGUUCUACAAACGCUACUCACGUGACUCGUCGACAUUUCCAACACGUGAGCGCAAGCCAAACAUUAUUUUAAUACUCACCGACGAUCAGGAUGUCGAAUUGGGAUCGUUAAAUUUUAUGCCGCGCACUCUGCGUUGGCUGCGUGAUGGUGGCGCUGAAUUCCGUCACGCCUACACCACCACGCCUAUGUGUUGCCCAGCACGUUCAUCACUGCUGACCGGCAUGUACGUACACAAUCACAUGGUCUUCACCAACAACGACAACUGUUCGAGUCCCCAGUGGCAGGCCACGCAUGAGACGCGCUCCUUUGCCACAUAUCUCUCAAAUGCCGGCUAUCGUACGGGAUACUUUGGCAAGUACUUGAAUAAGUACAAUGGUUCGUAUAUACCGCCGGGUUGGCGUGAAUGGGGAGGUCUUAUUAUGAACUCGAAAUACUACAAUUAUAGCAUCAACAUGAAUGGGCAGAAAAUCAAGCAUGGUUUCGAUUAUGAGAAGGACUACUACCCCGAUUUGAUAGCGAAUGAUUCAAUAGCAUUUCUACGCUCCUCGAAACAACAAAACCAAAGAAAGCCUGUGAUGCUGACAAUGAGUUUUCCGGCUCCACACGGACCUGAAGACUCAGCGCCACAAUAUAGUCAUCUCUUCUUCAAUGUAACAACUCAUCACACACCUUCCUACGAUCAUGCGCCCAACCCCGAUAAGCAAUGGAUACUGCGCGUCACGCAACCCAUGGAACCAGUACAUAAACGUUUCACGAAUGUACUGAUGACGAAGCGGUUGCAAACGUUGCAAAGUGUAGAUGUCGCCGUGGAGCGUGUCUGCAAUGAGCUUAAAGCUUUGGAUGAGCUCGAUAAUACGUACAUCAUCUAUACCUCCGAUCACGGCUAUCACUUGGGUCAGUUCGGUUUGAUCAAAGGUAAAAGCUUUCCAUUUGAGUUUGAUGUGCGCGUACCUUUUCUGAUACGUGGACCAGGAAUCCAGCCAGCACGAGUUGUUGAUGAGAUCGUCUUAAAUGUCGAUUUGGCACCCACUUUCCUGGACAUUGGUGGCGUAACGACACCGCAGCAUAUGGAUGGGCGCAGCAUUUUACCGCUGCUUUUCAGUCGACAGCGUAAUGUGCGUGAUCAGUGGCCGGAUACGUUUUUGAUAGAGAGUUCAGGCCGACGCGAAACUCCUGAGCAAAUUGCCGAAUCACGUGCACGUCUGCAGAUAGAUCGGCUAAAUAUGAGGCUAGCGAAUAGCACUUUUAUUGAAGAGCUAGCAUCGUUUAACGCGAGUACAACAAGUAAUUCGUCAAGUCUAGAUGCAAUCGAUUUGGAUUCGCGUGAAGAGCUGGAGCUCGAAGGAGAGUUGGGCGCGGAAGCUGAGAAAGAGGCUAGAAUAGACGCAGAAAUAGAGGAUGAUGCUGAGGAUGAUCUUGACACAGAUACCGAUGAUGAUGUUUCGUCUGGGGUAUUAGAUGAAGAUAUUGAAGAUGAAUUAGAUGUGGACGAAGCUCAAGAAGAGGGUUUGGAUCAGGAACAGCAGGAUCAAUAUGAUAAUAAUUUACCGAUGGCGCCGUAUAUGACGAAAAUGAUGCGUUUGAAUUCGGAAUGCUCAGAUCCUGCUUUGCUGGAGAAUUGCCGACACGGACAGAAGUGGAAGUGUGUCAAUGAAGAUGGGCGAUGGCGUAAGCAUAAGUGCAAAUUUCAUUUGCAGCUUCAACAUCAUCUCGAAGAGAUAUCGAAAUUUACGAAAAAAGAAACGAAACGGAAUUGCGCUUGCUUCACACCAGAUGGCGUUGUCUAUACGAAGAUCAAAACCAAUCGCAAUUAUUUUGAAGGAGAUCGCAUUCGGAAGAGAACUCAAAAUCAAUCACGUUUUUCACGACGCAAUAAACGUUCUACGGAUGACCUUUCGGAUCCGAACGAAGUGUUUCACACAGAACUGCCCUAUGAGAUGGAAGAACUGCUUGAUCUACAAGACACACUUUCCUCUAUUGAGCACCACCUAAGUCAAUCAAAACGCGCCAAACGUGAACUAACCUCCAGCUUCUUCGAAACACCCACCACCAUCGACGCGAAUACAGCAGAUGGUGAGAAGACAGGCAACAAUUCAUCCAACGAUGCCAUAUCGAAGGUUAUACAGGAAAUACAAAAGACGCUCGAAACACUGGAAUUGAAAUUUAUUGCUCCAAAUGAUUUGCACCAACCCAACUAUACGACCACCUUGUCGGCAGCUGGCUUUGUGCGGGGCGGCAAGUUUCCCAAAGUGGGCGGUCGUGUGGGCACGCGUUGUUACAUUGAAUCACAAACGGGCAAGGUGAAUUGCUCCGAUGUAAUUUACGAUGAUGAGAAGACGUGGCGUAAGUCGCGCAAUCAAAUUGAUAUGCUAAUCAAAGUGCUCAAGGAUAAGAUAACACAUCUGAAGGAUAUUAAGAAGCAAAUGCGCGAGAGUAAACAACAGCAAUUGGGCCAACAACAACAGCAACAACUGCAUUACCACUCAGGUCGCUAUUGGGACAGAGACUAUGUACCACGCAGUGGCAGUAUUGAAAGCAGAAAUAAGGCGGAGGAGCAUGAAAAUGGUGAAGAGCUGUCUUACAAUAUUUCAGAUUACUCGGGUCGCAGACAAAAAGGACGUCGCCGCAAUGGCGGUGGCAGUGGCAUUCAUAAUAAUAAUUUCUACCAGCGUGGCGGCUACAACUACAAUCAUCACCCAUACCAACGGCAACAUUUGCCUGGUGGAGCUGGUGGUGGUGGCCGACGACGCUAUGAUAAGUCAAUGGGCGGACGCGAAUUCGAUAUGAACUACUUUGCGCAAAGACAUUUCGGUUUUGGCGUGACUGCCACGUACAGUAAUGAGAUUAACAAUGAAAGUGGCAGUGGGGCUGGAGUUGGUGGUUAUGGUGGUAAGAACUCGUACGGCAAAGGUCGCACGCAGGGGCAUAAUGGCAGUCUGAGUGGUGGACAAUCGCAGAUACAAAGGCGAAGGCGUCCACAAGUUCCAAAUGCAACUGUCGCGCAGGCAGUGGAUACAUUGAUUACAACAACAUCAUCGGCAACAACGCGUCCAACAACAGUGCGGCUAAUGAAUGGUAUAAAGAGUACAGCAACAACAAUCACUCGAGCAACAACAGCAACUAGAGAUGGUGUAACAUCUAGCAGUGGUGCAACGGCAACUAUAAAUGAAGCAGCAACAGCACCAGCCACAACAACAAAAACGCGUUUACUUUGGUCGACAACAAUUUCACCGUCAAAUAUCAGUCUUGCGCCCAGCAGCAGUGAAACCACCACAAAGGAGCCGCAUGAAGCUGAUGUGCUCAGUCCAGUAACGCUCAACAAUAUUGGGCAAAAGGAAAUUUUCACUGGCUUAGGCAACACACAACACGCCGAUCCAUUCCAGCAACAAAAAGGUCAACCUGCCGAAUGCUACUGCGAACCGGAUAUUGAGAGUUAUGCCGAUUCUAAAGAGGUUGCACGCGAAGCUCGUCGUAAGCUAAAGGAAGAGCGUCAGCGCAAAAAGGAACGGAAGCGAAUCAAGAAGGCCCGCUUAGAGAAGGAAUGUCUUUCGGAGAAGAUGAACUGCUUCUCGCACGACAACUCGCAUUGGCGUACAGCUCCACUUUGGAACGACAUACCUUUCUGUUUCUGCAUGAACGCCAACAACAACACGUACUCGUGUGUGCGCACAAUAAAUGCAACGCACAAUUAUUUAUAUUGCGAAUUCACCACUGGGCUAAUAACCUUCUAUAAUUUGAAAAUUGAUCCGUUUGAGACACAAAAUCGCGCCUCCUCAUUAACCAGCGAGGAAAAAUCAUAUUUGCAUGACACAUUGGAGAAGUUGAAGGGCUGUCGGGGCAAGAGCUGUGCAGUCAAACGACAUCCGUUGCAACAACGCCAGCAACAAAACGAUAGUGCGCUACGGCCACUGCCGCGUGGCUCAAAACGCAAACAAGGUCUUGCGCAAAGCACCUCAGCUGCCGGUUCAUUUGUUUCCAGCCGCCUCGACUAUGACGAGCCUCUGGCUAAACGAAGAAAACUAUCAAAGUGGUCGACACAUACAAAUUUGAAACGUAAACCUUGGAAACAACAACAUCAUUACCAUCAUCAACAUCAGCAGCAACCCUAUUACAGGCAGCAACAUAUGCGGCUACAGAGCACCAAUGUUGAGAGCGAGGCCGAAGAUGGGGCCAACGUGCAGAGACUCGGCAUGAUGGAGCGAGCGAAAACUUUGCGGCGUAAUCGUUUUCAACAAGAAAUAAAUAGCCAACAUGCACAGCAGCAGCAGCGGCAGCAGCAACAACAAGAAAGUAUUAGCAACAAAAGUGAUGACUUAGAGGAGAAAUUUGCUGCUAACAAAAUUGUGGCCACGGUGGGGGGUAGCGCAGAGUUGGGAGAGUCGCAAAGUUUCACAGAAGUUGUAGAUGCAGCAUCGCUUGAAGCGACAAUAGCAUCAACAACAAAAGCAACAGCAGCAACAGCAACAGCAGCCACAAUAACAAAUACAACACAAGCAGCAAUACUCACAGCAGCAAUAUAAAUGAUUAAAGCUAAAGUGUAAAGUAAAUAUAAAAAUAUAUAGGACUUACAUUUAAGCUUAUCCUCUGCAUAUCCCUACAAAAGUAUGAAGCUAUUUAUUUAUUAUAACUUAACUGUUUUCUCUAUCGUUUUGCAUAUCUUUGCUGUUUAAGCUGACGCAAUACUUGCAGCGGCUAAAGAAGAAAAAUGAUAGCGACGUUUAUUACAUAUAUAUGUCUGUAUGUACGUGCAAGUAUACGAGGGUCGUUGAAAAGUCCCUCGUCCAACGCUAUUCUAGUUUGUUGAUCCCUUCCGAAUAUUAGAAUUUGUGCAAUUCUGAAAGAUAGCCAUUGCUUUCUCCAAUCACCUCCUCAGAUUUUUCUUUUUGUUUUCAAUUAAAUUUUCACAAUUUGGAAACAAUUCUUAACGUUGAACGAUUCAUGAUGAUUUGCUAAACCUUACUGAGCAGAAAUAUCAACACAGCUAUCGAACUAUAGUUAUCGAUAUGGAUAGUUCUCAUGCAGCUAAAAAACACCCGAAAUAUAGGAAGCAAAAAGGUUAGAUGAGAUAUUGCGACGCCAUCUAUUAUGAUUUUCAUGGAUUUCUCAAGCUACCCUCGUACAUACAUACAUACGUACAUGUUGACAUGUAGUGAAGUUAACGAAAAGAUUUCUAGUUACAAAUUAAGGCUUCGGCUACACUUGAAACAAAAAAGGAAGAAAUGCGAAAGUGCAAGUGAUGUUAAGAAAAUCUAUACAUAAAUACAUAUAUAUCUACAUACAUAUAAAGUUCAAGUAAAAAUAAGCAUGCUUACGUAUAGUUGCGUGUGUAAGCGUAUAAUGUUUAGUUUUUUUUUUAAAUAAGACUGUUUUAGUAGAUUAACAUUGUAAUUAAGCCAAAACUAACUAAAUUAAUUGUACAUUAAAUGUUCACAAAUUUCUCUGCGAAGAGCAUAAACGCGCGAGCAGCUAUUGGCGUUGAAAAUGUUAUUAGUGAAAAAUAUUAAAAUAUUAAUAGGACUAUGAAUAAGUUCGUGCGGGUUUUUUUCGAA
Messenger RNA from Anastrepha ludens (Mexican fruit fly), 7209 nucleotides. It is a transcript of the gene Sulf1, whose product is annotated as extracellular sulfatase SULF-1 homolog. The record is from RefSeq and is a predicted model, not a curated record. Lineage: Eukaryota; Metazoa; Arthropoda; Insecta; Diptera; Tephritidae. Gene Ontology annotation, molecular function: N-acetylglucosamine-6-sulfatase activity; glycosaminoglycan binding. Bases 1165 to 6180 code for a protein of 1671 amino acids. The transcript has 17 exons.